AAAAAAUUCAAAAUCCUUCUACUAGAUAAAUUUCCUAUUUUCAUAUUUUGAUUUGAGAUAUCUGAAGAGUACAGUCUAUGUUGUUACGUGACUGCUUCCAUAAAUUGAAUUUUGUGGAACUUUCAUUUCUCUUUAUCAUCUUCACUUUUCUUCUCUUUCAAUCAUUCAGAAAUACUUUCACUCACAAAACUCUCUGAAACCACAUCCUUUGUUUCCUUCGGUUUGCGCCUUACUUGCCCUGUCACAAACCUCUCGGAAACUAGUUCCCCUGAUUUCUUCAGUUAGCACCCUGGUUGCCCUGUUACUUUCUCUGUUUUACUUUCUUUAUUUCAGAAUCUUUUUGCCCUAUUUCUAAUUCUUUAUUUUCAAUAUUUCUGAUUUCUUCAAAAAAAAAAAAGCCUUUUUUGCUUUCGGUUAUUUCUCGAUUACAAGAAAGAAUUAUCAUUUCUCGUAUUUAUUGUUAAUUUCGGCAGUUGUAUUUUAAUUAUUUUCAUUUUCUUUACUUCUGUUUUUCAAACCUGAAAAAAGUUUAAAAAAUGGUUGAUGUUGCCGGGAGUAUCGGGAGUGUAGUGAGUCCUGUCCUUCAAGUUGGCCCUUCGAUUUGGUGUCAAUUUAAGUACUUGCUCAACUACAAUACCAACUUUGACAAUCUCCGAAAGGAAGUUAAUAACCUGAAGAAUGCAAGAGAUGAAGUUCAGCGUAAGGUUACAAAUGCUGAAAGAAAUGUGGAAGAGAUCAAACAGAACGUUAAGGAUUGGCAGAAGAAUGUGAAUAAGACCAUUACUGAAGCAGAGCGGCUGAUUACAGAGAUGUGCAAGAGAUGUGCAAGAGACCAUUACCGUAUGGUUACUGAAGCUGAAAGAAAUGUGCAAGAGGUCGAACAAGAGCUUAAGGAUUGGCAUGUGGAUAAGACUAUUACCGAAGCGGAGCCGUUGAUUCAAGAGAAAGCAAACAACCGGGGAUGUUUCAAGGGAUUUUGCCCCAACUUCAUCUUUCACUACCAACAAAGCAAGAAAGCUUUUAAAUUAAAGUGGGAUGAUAUUGAUCUACUUCUCCAGAAAGAAAAGGAAUGGGAUACCAUUUCCAAUCCUCCACCGGAUCUCCUGCCUAGACCUAAUAAAGAUUAUGUGGCUUUUGAAUCAAGAAACUCCAUUGUGACGAAUGUGUGGGAAGCUUUAAAGAAUGAGAAUGUGUACAUGGUGGGUGUUUAUGGGAUGGGUGGUCUUGGGAAGACCACGCUUGUGCAGGAACUUCGUAGGAAAGCCACGGAGGAGAAAAAGCCCUUUACGGAGAUUGUAUUUGUGGAGGUUUCAGAAUCUCCAGAUGUAAAGAAGAUUCAGACAACAAUUGCAGAGGAAUUGGGUCUGGAAUUCAAACAAGAAAUAAAAAUGGCAGAUAAGAUAUAUUCAAGAAUGAAGGACAAGAAUAUUCUUCUAAUUCUAGAUAACAUUUGGGAACCUCUACAAUUUGAGCAGAUAGGAAUUCCUUACGAAGAUGAUCGUGGAAGAAAUAAACUUUUGUUCACAACAAGAGAUUUAAAUGUGUUGAAUGAGAUGGGUUGUACAAAUAAUUUCAGGAUGGACAUUUUAAAUGAAGAAGAAGCUUGGACUCUAUUCACCAAAAUGGCAGAUCUCUUUGCAGGAAAUAUUAUUCAAAAACAUGAAUUGCAUUCUCUACAAAACGAUGUAUGCAAGGAGUGUGGAGGAUUACCUCUUGUCAUUAGUGCAAUAGCUAAAGCAUUAAGAAACAAGUGUAAUCCAUCUGAUUGGAAGUGUGCAUUACAAGAAUUGAAAGGACUUUCAGAAGUAAAGUAUACAAGAUUCCUUGAAAAGGAAUAUAUGAAGAUUGCCUUAAGUUACAAAUAUUUAAGUGAUGAACUUAAGAAAACGUUUUUAAUUUCUAGUCUAAUGGAAAAUAAUACUUCCAUUUCAGACUUUUUCAGACAUGUUGUGUGCCUGAAUAUACUUGGCGGAGUUAAUUUGACAAUGGAAGGCGCACGAGAUAGACUAGAUAAAUUGGUUUAUGACCUCAAAGAUGCUUGUUUGUUACUUGAUGGGUUCGAAAACGACCAAUUUGCUAUGCAUGAUGUUAUUCGUGCUGUUGCCAUAAUAUUUGCACAUGAGGAGUACCAUGUGUUUACAACAAGAAAUGAUGUUGAACGAGAUUGGAAGGAUAAAGACAAACUCAAGAAAUGCACGAAGAUCUCUUUACCUGGUAAAAGUACUAUUAUUAGUCAACUUUGGCCUAACAAUUUGGAUUGUCCAAAUCUUGAAUAUUUAUAUAUGACUGAUAUGUGGAACUCUUCUUUUAAAAUCCCGGAGGGCUUUUUCACGGUGAUGCCAAAGCUUAGAGUAUUGAGUUUGGUUAGACCAUGGCUAAUGUCAUUGCCAUCAUCAAUUCAUCAUUUGACAAACCUUCAAACAUUGUGUUUAGAUAACAGCAACAUUAAAGGUGUUACUGUUAUUGGAAAGCUUAAUGAGCUAAAGGUCCUUAGCUUGCGAGGUUCUCACAUUAAGGAGUUUCCCACGGAAAUGGGUCAAUUAACUCAACUAAGAUUGUUAGAUUUGAGUUAUUGCUAUUAUUUGAAAGUUAUUGCUCCAAAUGUGAUAUCAAAAUUAUCCAAUUUGGAAGAACUUUAUUUGAAGAAGUGCCCUAUUCAGUGGGAAAUUGAAGUACUUAGGGAAUUGAAACUCUUGUCUAACCUCACCAGUGUAGAAUUGGAUAUUGAAAAUCACAGGGUUUUGCCUGAAGACUUCUUUUCUAGAGAGCUUAUCAGGUACAAAAUAUCAAUAGGAAAUUGGAGGUACAACUAUCCAACAAUUGGUGAACAAGAGUGUUUGAGGAUAUUGAAAUUGAUAUUCAAUCCUACCAUCCAGUUAGAAGAAUUAUGUGGAAUCAAGAAUGUUGAACUCUUAUGCUUUGGCGAAUAUUUAGAUGAUGAGGAUGAGGACGAUCUUGAGCAUUCAAAAUUCAAUUUGCAGUCCAAUGAAAUGACACCGCUUUUUAACAAAAAGGUUAUCUUUCUUGAUUUAAAAGUCUUCAGAUUGAAGAAUAUUAUUUCUAGAAAGAUUUGGGACAACCAACUUCCAUCUUCCUCCUUUCAAAAUUUGAAAGAAUUGACAUUGUGGAGAUGUACAAAGAUAAAAUUUGUGUUUCCUUAUACCAUGACCAAAAACCUCCAGCAACUCCAAUAUCUUGAGAUAAAGGAUUGUAUUGAUUUAGAGGAAAUUGUUGCUACAGAAGAAAUAACAGAAGCAGCUGCCAGUUUUGUCUUUCCGCAAGUAACCGUAAUAAAGCUUGGAAAUCUACCAGAACUUGCAACUUUCUGUCGUGGAAUACAUACUUCAGAAUGGCCGAAGUUGAAAAAGUUGGCGGUGAAAGAUUGUGACAAAUUUAAGUUGUUCAAUUCAGAACCAAAGUCUUUGUGCUUGGACCAGAAGAUCAACCAUGAUUUGGAGAUAUUUCAAUUACAAAAUGGUUGGGAACACAUUAUUUGGGGAAGUCAAUCUAAAGAACUUAAAAUCUUCUUUUAUGAGUCGGCGUAUAUUCCACUUUGGCUCCUUCAAAGAUUUGAAAAUCUUACAUGUCUUUUUGUUGACGAUUGCAAUAAGUUGGUUAACUUAACAACACUUUCAACAGCUAGAAGCUUAGUGCACUUGAGAGAACUGAAUAUAUCAUAUUGUGCAAUGCUGAUGGAAAUAUUAGAAACUGAGGAAGAUGCAACAACUGAAAUUGUUUUUGAGAAUUUGAACAAACUGUCAUUUGAUAGGAUGAAAAGUCUUAUGUGUUUCUGCUCAGGGAAUUACACUUUCAAUUUCCCAUCAUUGGAAAAGUUAAACAUAGCAAAUUGUCCUAAUAUGAUGACCUUCUGUAGAGGAAUCUUGAGCACUCCAAAGUUACAGAAAAUCAGUUAUGAGAAAAUGAAAGUAGAGAAUGAUGGGAAUGAUCUUAAUAAAACUAUACAAGGAUUAUAUAAAAAGAAAAACCAGGACAUUUCUCUUGAUUUGAAUUUCAAGUGCAAGGCAUUCCACCAUGAUAAUUCUAUGGAGAUUGGCUACAACCAACAUUCGACUUCCUUCUAUCAAAAUUUGACAUACUUGUUCUUAUGGAAAUGUAGAAACAUAAAAUAUGCGUUUCCAUCUUCUAUUGCCAAAAGCCUCCACCAACUCCAACAACUAGAGAUUCAAAAUUGUCAGGCUUUAGAGGGGAUUGUUGCAAAAGAAGAUGGAACAAAUACAAUUGUUGAUUUUGUCUUUCCAAAUAUAACCUUAUUGGGGCUUAAAGAUCUACCAGAACUUACGACCUUCUACCCUGGAAUAUAUACAUUAGAAAUGCCAAAGUUGAAAGUGUUCGUGGUGAAAGAUUGUACCAAAAUUGUGAGCUUAAAAGAAAACAAUGUGGAGACUAAGCCUAAUAUUUUAGAUCCAAAAUCUAUCUUCGUGGACAAUAAGAUUAACUUUAAUUCAGAGGUGUUUGAAUUAUAUGAUGGUGAGACAAAUGUUUGUUGGCAAAGUCAAUCUAAAACUCUUACAAUCACUGAGGAUAUCUCCGCACUACUUCGACUCCUUCAAAGAUUUGAAAAUGUGAGAGAGCUUCAACUAUAUUGCAGUCUAUAUAGUGACAUUAAGAGCCUAUGUGAUCUUCCAAAUCUUGAAAUUCUAGAAGUAGAUUAUUGUUGCAGAUUGAUGAGUUUAGUGCCAUUCUCAGGUUCUUUCCAGAAUCUUAAAGUUUUGAAGGUAAAUUCAUGUGACGAAUUAAUGAAGUUAAUUACACCUUCAAUGUCUAGAAGUUUGAUGCAACUGAGAGAACUGAGCGUAACAUUUUGUGGAAUGUUGAUUGAAAUAGUAGAAAAUGAAGGAGAUGCAACAAGAAGUACUGAGAUUGUUUUUAACAAUUUGAAUAAGUUGUCACUUGAAGGGUUAAAUAGUUUCACAAGUUUUUGCUCUGGGAAUUACUCCUUUAGUUUUCCAUCUUUGAAAGAGUUAAUUAUAGAAGAUUGCCCCAAUUUGGAGAUUUUUUGUCAAAGAAGCAUAUGCACACCAAAGUUAGACAAAGUCAUUUACAAGUUUGAAGAUGAGAAUGUGAGAGAGAUAGAGAUUGGGGAUAAUGACUUGAAUACAACUAUACAACAAGAAUACAGAAAAAAGUAUCGUCAGAAGUAGAAGAAGAGGACUGGAACCUGAUGACAAGCAUGGAAGAUGAAGAAGAAAGCAGCAAUGGAUGUCCUCCGAGGAAGAAGCUCCGUCUCUCCAAAGAAUAAUCUCGUCUUCUCAAAGGAAGUUUCAGGCAAAACCAUACCCCGUUAUAACUUCACCCUUUCUCUUUUUUUUCUUUCUUUCUUUAACUCAAACUCAAUUUUGUCUCUGUUUUUUUCCCGGAUAAUAGGGGAAAAGUUUCCUUCAAUGGUCACCGGUUGAAUGAGUUUGUUCCC
Molecule: messenger RNA, 5431 nt
Organism: Mangifera indica (mango)
Lineage: Eukaryota; Viridiplantae; Streptophyta; Magnoliopsida; Sapindales; Anacardiaceae
Product: probable disease resistance protein At4g27220
Exons: 8
Coding region: 537-5162 (1541 amino acids)
Molecular function (GO): protein binding; ADP binding
Source: RefSeq, a predicted model, not a curated record